CCAAUCAGUAGAAGCUGCAGUGAAGCGGCAAAUCAGUGAGGAUGAGAGAGAGAGAGAGAGAUGGAGACGGAAGUGAUCAGUGCGCAGCAGGUGGAGGAGAAGGUGCUGUGAAUGGAGAGCUGCUGCUAAUGUGAAAUCCCCGGGAGCUGUGCAGCAGGACCUGAGCUGGGCACAGGGACUGACCUCCAGGUAGCAGGGGUACACUGAGGCACAGAACGACCCCUGAUGAAGUGGAUUAGACGAAACGCUUAGAGUCUGUCAGCCAUGAGUUAUCAAUCCAGUUUGUGAAGAUUCUCCCUUUUGAGCUCACACCUUAAGGUCUGCAAGGACUGUAUGUAACCAAUAUACUGGUUUGCCCACUACCCAAUAUCUGUUUAUGUUGUAACAUUGCCUGCUGAUGAUGUGGUUCAUAGCCACAUUCUGCACAUAGCAUGGCCUGUAUGACCCUCACUGACUGAGCUUUUCAGGAGCAUCGCAGAAUUUUCAAAAUGGAGGUUGAAGGUUCACCAGCAGUAGAAAUAAGGCUCAGAAACAAGGCUUCUUCCUCAGAAACAAGGGACACUGAACAAAUAGAAAAACCCAAAGACAAUCGAAAAGUGGGGCUAUCUGCACGAUGUCUUGCAGUGCAGCAGUUUGUAAAGAUAUUUGUUGGUUGCCUGGUAACGGUUACAAGUGGCAUGAUGUAUGCAGUCUACCUCUCCACCUACCACGAGCGCAAGUUCUGGUUCUCCAGCCGCAGGGACCUUGAACGAGAAAUCACAUUUCAGGGGGAUGGAGCCAUUUAUUAUUCCUUUUAUAAGGACAUGCUGAGGGCGCCCUCAUUUGAAAGAGGUGUAUUUGAGCUGGCCUAUAACAAUAGGACUGUGCCAAUGAAGACCAUUAAUGCUGUACAGCAGAUGACGCUGUACCCAGAGCUUAUAGCCAGUGCUCUGUAUCAGAUGUCUGGAAGUCAGGGUGUUGUGGACCCCGUUUAUUUCUACAUUGGGAUCAUAUUUGGCCUGCAGGGGAUUUAUAUCAGUGCCUUGUUUGUGACCAGCUGGAUAAUGAGUGGGACCUGGCUGGCUGGGAUGCUGACCGCAGCCUGGUUUAUUAUUAACAGGACAGAUACUACGCGAAUGGAAGACUCCAUUCCACUGAGAGAAAACUGGGCUCUCCCGUACUUUGCGUGUCAGGUUGCUGCGCUCACAGGCUUUCUAAGGAACAACAGCAAUUUGUCUGUAGAGAGGUUCUGUUACCUGCUGAUGAGUGCAUCUACCUACACUUUUAUAAUGAUGUGGGAGUACAGCCACUACCUGCUUUUCAUACAGGCCUUGUCUCUGUGUCUGCUUGAUGGCCUGUCACUCGUCAAGAAAGAAAAGGUGCAUGACGUACAUAAAAUGUACUUAUUCUCUGUGUUUUUGGGAUAUUUACUCCAGUUUGAGAAUUUGGCUCUGCUGACCUCACCCCUGUUGUGCCUUGUAGUAGGUUCAAGGAUUGCCAAAAGCCUCCAGAUCAGUGUGAAAAGGGGCACGUUCAGGGCAAAACUUAUGAAGAUAAUGUAUUUUUAUUUGGCAUUUACAAUAGCUGCAUCGCUGCACUUUUUAAUCAGAACUGUGAUUCCUCAUAAAGAAAACCGUCAAAUUCUGAAGUUUCUUGAAGCCAAAUUUGGACUGAACAUGACCAAGAACUUCACAGUGAACUGGCUGCUGUGCCAGGAAUCAUUCCAGCCACCCUCUCAGGACUACAUUUUACGGCUCACACAGUCCUCUCUUCUGCCGUUUUUCAUCUUGGUCUUCUUUAUCUGCCUGUUCUCCGUAUGCCAGGGAAUACUGAAGAGAUUUCAGGGUGUUCCGAUAAGCAGUAGCAUCGCCCCUGAGGAAGGACGAAUUGGGGAGAAGCCAGAAGUCAUCUACCACAUCAUCCAAACACUUCUCCUUGGCUCAUUAGCCAUGACCUUUGAGGGAAUGAAGUUCCUGUGGACGCCCUAUGUUUGUGUGCUCGCUGCUUUUGGAGUUUGUUCCCCUGAACUUUGGAUAACGCUUUUCAAGUGGAUUCGUCUGAAAUCUGUACAUCCUGUUUUGCUGGCAUUCAUCCUAAGUGCUGCUGUUCCUGCUGUCAUUGGCUUCAGCUUAUGGAGAGAGUUCUUACCUCAAAUCGUUAAUGAGCUGACGGAGCUGGAGGAGCACUACGAGUCUGAUGCAGUAGAGCUCAUGAACUGGAUAAAAGGCCAGGCCCCCAUCGCGGCAGUGUUUGCCGGAAGCCCUCAGCUCAUGGCUGCUAUUAAGCUCUGCACCGGGUGGAUGGUCACGAGUCUUCCAGUGUACAAUGAUGAAGACCUGAUGAGGAGAAAUGAACAUGUUUAUCAGAUCUAUAGCAUGAGGUCUGCCGAAGAUAUCUACAAGAUCCUCACCUCGUAUAAGGCCAACUACAUAGUUAUAGAGGAUGCCAUCUGCAAUGAUGUGGGCGGAAUGAAAGGCUGCAGAGUGAAGGAUUUGCUGGAUGUUGCCAAUGAUCAUUUGGUGAAUGAAAAUGGGGAUAUUUAUGCCUACUCGAAAUAUGGACGUUUCUGUCAUGAAAUCAAAAUGAAUUAUUCUCCGUAUGUGAACUAUUUCACCAGAGUAUUUUGGAACAGGUCCUAUUUUGUAUAUAAAAUCAACACACUUAUAUCUUUCCAGUACUGAAAACACACGCAUUUCACAUGUGCUUCGCAAACUUGCUGUGAGACUUUACUGUAAUACUCUUCCUAUUCUGAAUCCAUUGCGUUUCUCCAAUAUCUGAUUCCCGGAACAUGGGAUCGUGUUCUGUUGUAAUCAUUUGCACAAAGCUAUCUGAUGGUUCUGUGGCCUGUGCGAAGGCAUUGGAAGUUGGAGCACACAGGAGUCCUAACCCAGAGAUUUUACUUACUGCGCUACUCCUCCAAGUCUGAAUCCAUCGCGUUUCUCCAAUUUCUAACUCUAGCGGCCUGACUGUUCUAUGGGCCUGUGAGGAGGCAUUGGAACUAGGAGCACACAGGAGACCCAACCCAGAGAUUUUACUUACUGCGCUACUCCUCCAAGUAUGUACCCAUCGCGUUUCUCCAAUUUCUAACUCUAGCGGCCUGACUGUUCUAUUGGCCUGUGAGGAGGCAUUGGAACACACGAGUCCUAAUCCGGAGCUAUCAAGAAUCCCUGCUGCUCGGGAGCAGUCUAUGAUUCAGUUCAAAGUUUAUGCAUUUUGAGCUUUAUUAUAUGCAAAUUGAGAAAAAAAAAUUCUUACUGUCUUUUACUGGUCUCAAGUUAUUAGGCAGACUUGUUAUAUUUUACAUGAUGUGUGUUUUUAUAAAAUUCCUAGUGCAUUAUGUAACUACAAAAAAAUUUAAUUUUUAGUUUUGCUUGGGAAAGAGAGCGUAGAAUAAGAGGGUUUGCAAAGAAUGGGACUCGGUUGUCCUGUAUGCAAAAAACGUGACUCUGCCUGAAUUAAUGAGCAGCGUUUUUCUUAGGUUUUUUUUUUUUUAAUAUAUAAAUAUAUAUUUUCCAGCCCAAUGCCCUGAUUGUGCCUUUGAUAAAAUAGCUUUUUAAAACUUUGCAGGAAAAAAAUAUAUUGCUGAAAAUCUUCAAUUUUUAAUAAAAUCUGCUCAAUGAAUGAGAACCUCGGCGUCUAAGUUUACCAACAUACUGCAUUAAGGGGUACAUUUACUAA
This is a messenger RNA of Pseudophryne corroboree (corroboree frog), 3657 nucleotides long. It is a transcript of the gene DPY19L4, whose product is annotated as dpy-19 like 4. The record is from RefSeq and is a predicted model, not a curated record. Lineage: Eukaryota; Metazoa; Chordata; Amphibia; Anura; Myobatrachidae. The transcript is spliced from 22 exons. The coding region runs from base 489 to 2660 and encodes 723 amino acids. Gene Ontology annotation, molecular function: mannosyltransferase activity. Gene Ontology annotation, cellular component: nuclear inner membrane.